CAUAAACGCAGAACUGGUUUAUUGCAAUAAACAAUUUUUGCGGUCCCACCAUGUGCCGGAAUUGCAUGUCGAUGCACGCGCUGAUCACUUAGCCAGUGAGUUAGUGAACUAUUUUCCGGGAGUAUUCUCUGCUUAAAAGAGUCUAAAAAUGAAACAACCCCUAAAUAUUCGUUCAGGGAAUUCGGGAUCGCGGAAUCGCGUGUAACUUUUCUUGUGCCUUAACAAAUUUUGGUUAGUUAUCCGUCGGUAUUCGUUGCCAGUGCAUAAGAUACUCGUUUCAUUAAAUCCCGGAUUUUUUUUCGAUUGUGUCUUAUCUCUUCAUCAGAUUCUCCCCUUUCCUAAAUCAGGACGAUGGUGCGCUCGUGCGGAAUUAUCGUGUGGCUUACUUUCGUCUUGUGUAGUUAAGUCAUAAACUCUCGAUUGCCACCUAUUUCUGAUGCUACAUUUCCAACUAAACUGGGGCUAUCUUUCGGAUUUGAGUGAUACGAGAUAAAGGAUGGUAUUGGCUGGCGCGAAUAUUCCUUCGGUAGGAUCGUUUCCAAAGUGCGAGAAGUGUCGACCGUAAUAAAUAUCAAAACUUUCUCAAUUAUCCUAAAACAAACUGUUGUGUGGGCUGAGUGUGCUGUGGACAGCGAUCAGACAACAAGGAUUUAUCAGUCUCCAAGCACCAGUUGGCUUUUCCCAUAGACGCCGAACUGGUUUGUUGCACUAAACAAUUUUCGCGGUCCCGCCAUGUGCCUGGGUUGCAUGUUCAUGCUUGCGCUGAUCACUUAGCCAGUGAGUUAGUGAACUAUUUUUCGGGAGUAUCCUCUGCUAGAUAGAGUCUGAGUCUAAUCUAGAAACGAAACAACCCCAAAUAUUCGUUCAGUGAAUCGCGUGGAACUUUCUUGUGCCUUAAAAAAAUUCGAUUAGUUAUUCGUCGGUAUAAUAUUCGUUUCCAGUGUGUAAGAUGCACGUUUCGUUGAAUCCAGGAUCGUUUUUCGAUUGUGCCUUAUCCCUUUUCGAAAUUAGGACCAUGGUGCGCUCGUGCGGAAUUAUCGUAUGGUUUUCUUUCGUUUCGUGUAGUUAAAUCGAUUGCCAUUUGUGAUCCUUCGUUUUCAACUAAACUAGGACUAUUUUUCAAAUUUGAGUGAUAUGAGAUCUAGCACCGUGUUGGCUGGCGCGAAUACUACUUUGGCAGAAUCGUUUCCAAAUUGCCAAAAAUGUCGGUGGUGAUAAAUAUCAAAACUUUUCAAAUUAUCCUGAAACGGAGUGUUGUGUGGACUGAGUGUGCUGUGGACAGCGAUCAAACAACAAGGAUUUAUCAGUCUCCAAGACCGGUUUUGUCCAUCCGUUUUCCUCUACCUGAGCAGCGUUGUUCCAGCAAUAUGGCUACUCGAACUCGACAAAAUGGAGCAACGAAUGAACAUCGGAAAGUACGCUGUAAAUAUCACCUUAGGAAAUGUGGAAGCAAAUUUAAGGCAACUCAACCAACUGUUUGGAGUCAACCUAGAUGUGCCGCGUAUCAAAUUGGACCCAAAAAUGUGGAUAACUCUAAUUGAACAAUUUCUUAUGUUAAUUCUCAUCAUUGGGCGUUGGUUGCUGCCGAAGGGUGAUUUAACAAGAGAUCAAUUAAGCCAACUUUUGCUAGUUUAUAUUGGUACUGCAGCUGAUAUCAUUGAAUUUUUCGAUUCGUACAAGGACGAGUCAAUAUCGAAUGUGCCUUUGCUUGUUUUACUGACGCUCGGAAUCUGGUCCUGGAGUCUGAUGCAAUUUACAAUCGUCCUAUCAGCAACGCGAGCUCGGAAGCCUCGAGGUGGAAGCACCAGUAAUCAGGAUGAAACAAACGACUGUUGCAAUGGUUGCUGCUGUGGAAUUGAUGUGUGGGGAAUUGUCUUGAACGUUAUAUUGCAGGAUGCUCCAUUUCUGGCGUUUCGAUUAUUAAUAAUAGUUCAUUAUAAAAUUAUCAAUUAUAUGAAUGUGUUCUUCACGUGUAAAAAUACUCUUGUAAUCCUUCUGCAACUUUAUCGAUUGUACGUUGUCAACACAGAACAUUGCAAAUCAAGUCGGAAGAUUAAGAAGUCGAAACCAAAGAAGACAAAAAAAGCCAAGAAAAAAUGUGAUAGCGAUUACGAAGACAUAUCCGAGAAUAUCUACAUAAUAUCUGGGAAGUACGAUAAAAGGAAAAACAAAAGGGCUCGCGACGACAGCGAUGUUGAGGCUGGAACAAAGGUUAAAAGUCGGAAGGAUCGAAGAACUCGUAAGGACACCGGCUACUCAACAGCCAGCUCGCAAAAUACAACUGUGAAAGUAAAGAAUGAGAAACAAAAGCAAGGGAAGAAAAGCAAGAGUAAACCUUCGAAAAAGUCCAGCAGUUCUGAAAGUAGCAGCGAAGUUGAAAUCAAGAAAGAUAAAAAGGAUAAAAAAAAGCAAUCCUCAAAGGAAAAGCAUUUUGAAGCAGUCACAGAAGAAUCCAAUAGCAGCGAAACUUCUUCGGAAUCUGAAAUUGUUGAGAAGAAGAAAACCAAGAAGUCGAAAUCGAAAAGGGCCAGAGCUUCAAGUUCUAGUUCAUCUUCUUCGUCAUCUUCGUAAUAGUAAGGACGAAAACUUGUAUCUUUUUACAAAAUUGAAAUUUUUUGCCUUAAAUAUGUUGCCUUAAAGUGGAAAAAAAUACUGUAAGCAACAUAAAAAGUGACUUUUAGAGUCGAAUCUAGAUAAUUCGUUUCGUCAAGGGAGUGACGAUUUGGUCGGGAGUGCAAAAUAAAGAAAAUUAACUCUGGGGACCGCCAAACUUGUACGAAUUAGCUGGACUUGCAAAUAAUCGAUGUACUCAUUAUCGGUAUGCCGCUGUAAUAUCAAUCAAUGUUAAACUUUUUAAUUGGAGGAAUAAAGGACCUGCAAUGAAGAAGGGGACAACUGGUUCCCGAAAUAAAGUAGUUUUUUAGCCAAAAAAUGCAAAGACCUCUAUUCUUUCAAAUAAAAUGAUAAAACUUUAUAAUGUGCCUAUUUGAAAAAAAAAAUCAAUAUUAGGGGAAACAUUUCCCAGAAAUGAAUAAUAAAUCAAGCAAUAAAAUUUACGGAAAAAGGCGAUGAAAUGUUAGGAAAACGUCACUGACUUAUAUGAGUCAGUAAAUUUUGGAAAUAAAAAAUUGGUUAAUAUUUUAA
This is a messenger RNA of Hermetia illucens (black soldier fly), 3144 nucleotides long. RefSeq names its product transmembrane protein 26. The transcript is spliced from 9 exons. Bases 1390 to 2571 code for a protein of 393 amino acids. The record is from RefSeq and is a predicted model, not a curated record. NCBI's taxonomy places the organism in Eukaryota, Metazoa, Arthropoda, Insecta, Diptera, Stratiomyidae.